Camellia sinensis is the source of this 644-nucleotide messenger RNA. Lineage: Eukaryota; Viridiplantae; Streptophyta; Magnoliopsida; Ericales; Theaceae. The record is from RefSeq and is a predicted model, not a curated record.
ACUAGUUUGAAGUUUUAGACAAACUAGUGUAAAAUGUAAUUAACCAUGAUGCGGAGUUUGACUAAAACCAGUGGCUCGGUCACUUGGCAACCUAACUAGCAUCAUGGCUGGGAAGGACGAGAAACAAGAGCGCGACGAAUUAGCUGAGUCACUGAACGAUCUCUUCACCAAUCUCUCCACCAUGGUCCAAGGCGAGCUUCAGGGGUCAAGCAAUGUACUAGAACUUUUGGAGAAGAUGAAUCUCAGGGUGGCAGAAGAGUAUAAAGGGUAUGGUGAUGUGGCUUCUGGGUUAAGGGUCUUUGUGGAGCAGCUCAAGUCCAAAAGUGGUAGCUUUGAUGAGUAUGUUCAGCAAAUUGAUGCGAUAGAGCAGCAAGUGACAGAAUUUGAAGCUGUAAUUUCGAUGCUUGACAAAUAUGUUUCUUUGUUAGAAUCAAAAGUGCAUUCUGUUUUCCAAGUUCCACCUUCGUAAACAUAGGUUCUCAUUGCUGAAUUUUAUUUUGACAUCUUGAUUCAUUUGUGUCCGAUGUGUUGUAUAUUUUGUGUGUGCGGCAUAUGCAUGCCGAUUCCAUUCUGUUCUAUUUGAAAUGUAUGCUUCCCAGAUUGUGAAAGCCUAGCCUAUCACAGUUAGAUGAUUCUAUCUUGUA